UUUUAUUUUGAAAUGCGCUGUUUAGCUCUUUCUGUUUCCGGAAUCAAUGGCGCCCGAGGUGCUGCUGUUCUUCUCCUCGGUGGAAAGAAGCAGCUGUGAACUCAAACAUGUCGUCGGAGUUUUACUCAGAAACUCAGUCCAUCAUGGAGACGGUCACGAAGACGGCAGCGGAAGUGACCGGACACUUAAAGAAAGACGCUUCCGGGCGUGAGUCAGACAGAAUCCUGGAAAUGUUGGCACGAGAGGCAACGAGAAAGAUCAGCGCCAUCUUCUCCCAACUGACCUCAGUGCUUCACAACGAGAACAAGACCCUGCACGCCACCAUGGGACGGCUGGAGAGCGAGCUGACGGCCAUGACAGAAAACUUUGAGAACGCCAGGAAGUGGAGAGAGAACGUCCUUAACGGCUGCCCGGUGCUGUUUGAGCAGAGUGGGCAGAUUUUCACCUUGAAGCCGUUUGGGACGUUAAAAAGAAAAGGAGACGAGGUGAUGGAGGGAGUCACAGAAUCAUCGCCUGCUGCUGAGACGCUCAGUGAAAACAAUGCAGACGCUGCAGAGGAACGUUCCACAGUGAAUAAAAAUACUGACACACAGGAAGCAGAAGUCAAGAAGAAAGGGAGGAUGUUCGUGUGCGACGUCUGUGACAAGAGCUUCAGCCGGCAGUUUCAUCUGAUGAAGCACAUGAACACUCACAAAGACCAGAGGCCUUUCGCCUGCAACCAGUGUCCCAGAAAGUUCAGGAACACGGCAACGUUUGAGUUCCACCUGCUGCGCCAUGAGGAGAAGAAGUACGCUGCCUUCCAGUGCCACAUCUGUGAGAGGACGUUCAAAACGAAGAUGCACUUGAAGACCCACCAGCUUGUGCACACAGACAAGAGGCCGUUCAUCUGCUCCACCUGUGGGAAGGGCUUCAAAACCAAACACAACCUGCAGGCUCAUCUGCUCGUCCACACCACGGAGAAGCCGCACAAGUGUUCAGAUUGUGGGCAGAGUUUCAGAUACGCCUUCACCCUGCAGUGUCAUAAAAGUAUUCAUACCGGAGAGAAUCCUUACAAAUGCACAGAGUGUGGGAAGGCUUUUAUAAAGAGGAGGUCGCUGAGGACGCACCAGUUCGUCCACAGAGGGAAACGCUUCACGUGUGAGACAUGUGGAGCGGGUUUCACUCUCCAGCACAACCUGAAGAGACACAUCCGAAUUCACACUGGAGAAAAACCGUUCACAUGUAAAGUCUGCAGCAAAAGUUUCAUUCAGGACAACAAACUGAAAGCGCACAUGCUUCUUCAUGGCGCCUCAAAGUCGUUCAUGUGUGACCUGUGCGGAAAGACGUUUCUGUACAACUGUCAGCUGCAGAAACACCAGAGAGCGACUCAUGAUGAGAGACACGGGCUGGUCCUUCGGAGACGGACGCGGGAACGAAGAAAUCGCACAGUUAUCUAUCGACGGGACAGGACCACAGUGGACGUGACACCGUUCAGCUGCAAGACCUGCAGGAAGAGCUUCGACACGGCGAGCUCGCUGAAGACACAUGAGCUGAUCCACACCGGUCGCACACAGUACAGCUGCCACACAUGUGGGAAGUCCUUUUUCUACAAAGCCACGUAUGACUACCACCAGCGGAUUCACUCAGGAGAUCGGCCGUUCGGUUGUGACAUAUGUGGGAAGAGGUUCAUCAUCCGUCAGGCUCUCAAGUCCCACGAACUGCAACACACGGGAGAGAAGCCACAUAAGUGUGACCAGUGCGGCAAGGCCUUCCGGAUCUACACCAACUUCCUCCGACACUUACGGAUCCACACGGGGGAGAAGCCGUACGAGUGUGAGGUGUGUGGAGUGAGGUUCAGGCAGCUCGGACACGUCAAGUUUCACAUGCAGGUCCACACGGGAGAGAGGCCGUAUUACUGCAGCAGCUGUGGACUCGGAUUUUCAGAUUCAAGGCUCCUGAAGAAACAUAACUGUGGUGAGAAGUAUCAGAAAACGUCAGAGAACACACUCACAGCGAAGAAGGUGUUGCCCGGUGUUGUGAGCGGUCCGAGUUUAUUUUGUGUUCUUAUCGACGACUCGGAUCCUCAGAACCUCAGAACCUCCCGGUCCCGUCAGAGUCCACAGGCCCGACAGACCCGCUGCAGCCGAGCCGCCAUGUCGGACCCGGAGCCGCGGCUGGACUCCAUUUUGGAGAUAAUGGUCAAUGCGACUGUGACAGAAAUGAGGAAAGUUACGGAUGAGAGCAGUGACGUCUGCUCGGAGGAGAAGGUGAUCCAGUUCGGUGUCUUCAUGACGUCUCUGGCUCGAGAGGCUGUAGAGAAGAUCUGUCAACUUUUCCACGAAUGUUCGUCCCUGCUGCGUUCGGAGGUGUCACAGGGCGUGGCUGAGAUCGAGGACCUGAGGCGUAGGCUGGAGGAGACGGAGCUGAAGCUGGUGUUGGAGGGCAGCAGAGGCCAAAAGGAGGUGGAGGAGCUGAAUGAGGGGGGCGAUGGAGAGAAGGAGGGCAGGAGGACACCGAACAACGGAGCAGAAGGAGAAACGGUGCAGACGAGCCACCGCUCGGGGAGAAAGAGACGCAGAGCCGUGACGACUUGUGAGCCCGGAGUGAAAAGGUCUCCGAUUCUUCACCUGUGGAAAGGCAGAACGUACGAGGACAGCGUCCAGCCGGUUAUAAUAAAAGAGGAAGGAUUGGAAGUGUUCACUGGCCAGACGUCUCCAGAUUCUGCUAAGUGUGUCGAGGAAGCAGGACCGAACGAUGACGAUGAUCCAGACUACCAGUUGGACCCAGAAGAUCUGGAGGAAGGUGAGCCAGGAUUCACCACAAGACCAAAACGUGUCCUCAAGCCCAAGUUCCAACGAGGUCGAGCAAAUAAAGAGAGUCAGAGCUCGAACCAGCUGAGCUGCAGACUCUGCAGGAAAACCUUCACCAAGCUGCUGCAGCUCAAAGCUCACCAGGCCGUCCACGGGGCCAACGCAGAGAAACCCUUCCACUGCUCUCAGUGUGGCCGAGGCUUUUCAAUCCAGCGCAGCCUCAACGCACACACGCUGCUCCACACAGGUGAGAGACCACACACCUGUGAUGUUUGUGGGAAGGGUUUCACCCUGAAGCAGGUGCUGAGGAACCACCAGCGACUCCACGCUGAGGUCAGGCCGUUUCCCUGUGAACAGUGCGGGAAGAGCUUCUACCGAGCCCACGGCCUGAAGAUGCACCAGAUGGUUCACAGAGGAGAGCGGCCCUACAUAUGUCAGUACUGCAACAAGAGCUUCACAAUACAAGGUAACCUGCAGAGACACCUGCGUAUACACACGGGGGAAAAGCCGUUCAGGUGCGACACUUGUGGCAAAAGCUUCAACCAGGGCGACACUCUGAAAAACCACCAGCGGAUACACACCGGUGAGCGUCCCUUCAGCUGCGACACCUGCGGCAAGUGCUUCAUCCAGAAGAGUGCCUUGAAGAUGCACCAGCAGACCUCCCACUCGGGGGAGAACUCCCUGGCCUGCGUGGCCUGCGGCAUGACAGUGGCCUGUGUGGACUCGCUACGCAAACACCUCCAGACGCAUGCAGCAACGAUUCCAUGCACUUGUGUGCUCUGCGGCCGGCGUCUGAGCUCCAUCACAGACCUGCGCUCGCACCAGCAGCACCACACCGUGGACCGGCCUCACAGCUGUGGGCUCUGUGGGAAGAGUUUCAAGUCGUCCAGUUACCUGAAGAUUCACAUGAAGACGCACAGCGGGGAGAAGCCGUUCUCCUGCGACAUCUGUGGUCGUAUGUUUACACAGCACAGCAGCCUUAAAUCACAUCAGGUGGUCCACACCGGAGAAAAGCCGUUCAGCUGCGACACAUGUGGGAAAUGUUUCAGCAACACAGGCAACCUGAACCGACACCAGCGUAUCCACACGGGCGAGAAGCCGUUCAGCUGUGACACGUGUGGACGCAGCUUCAACCAGGGCAACAGCCUGAAAGCCCACCUGCAGAUCCACACCGGGGAGAAACAGUUCAUGUGCGACAAGUGUGGGAAGAGCUUCUCCUACCUAAGGAACCUCAAGGACCACAAGUGUUUCUACGUCUGAUGGAGGAGACGCCGGCCCUGGUUGUGGAGCUGAUGGCGUAAACUUCCUUUUGACUGAUAAACAAGUGGAUGGAUGAUUGAGGGGGAAACUGAAUGAUUUUGGUGUGAUUUUCAGAUUUGAUUUGGUUUUGUCCUCAAGGAAAGUGAUGUGGACAUUGUAGUGAGGAGCUCAGACACAGACUUUAUAUAAAGAUGUGACUGCUCCCAAAAGUGAAGCCAAAUCCUCUUGAUCACCUCCUGGUGGCUGGCUCCCACACAUGAUCGUUUCAGGUGUUUCUUUUCACACGGAUGUGUAAGUCUAACAUUUUCAGUAAAACAUGAUGAUUGACAGCUGAGCUGACCCAAGAUCUUGAUACCGUAGCUCCACACGAUGCCUCCAGCUCCAAACUGUCACAAACACAACAAGGAGGAAUCUGUACUCGUCACCUUUUAGCUCCAUUUCUGUGCAAAUGGAGGAAGUGGAGACAUGUCGUCCAUCUUCAUUUACAGUCUAUGAUUGAGAAGAGUGAAGAAAUAAACGAACAGAUCCUUAUUUAAAGUGGACAGUGUGUGUAGUCCACGAUAUUAUUUUUAAAGUUAAAAACUUUUUGAGUUGAGAUACUGAAAAACCAAGAUAUAAAAGCAACAUAUACAUGGAAACAUACACAUAAUAAUCCUAAAAUCAUCGAAUGAAAUGCUGAUAACCCACAAGAGUUUGUUUUAAAGGGAUAGGUCACCCUGAAGAUUAACUGUCUUUUUAAAUUAAACUAACCACUUAUUUCUGUACAGAGUAGAAGAAUUAAUUUUAAUUUUAUAUUUAUUAUUUUUGUACCAAUAUCUAAUAUAAUUUAUAAGCUCUUAUUUUUUUAGGGAUGAAUUUGUUGUCCACAGGAUCUUAAUCUUAAAUCCCAGAGUUCAUUGUGGCGAAUGGAUUUAGAAAUAUGUUUUAACGAUUUCAGUGACCUGGUUGGCUUGAGUGGAGUUAGCAUGAACAAACAACAUUUUAUUGCAUUUAACUUUUUUUCCAGGAGGCUGAACUAUUUAAACCACCAUAAUUCAAUCAGUCUAAAUAACAAAGUUUUAACCAACUUCAAGAUCUGUCUUUUUUAAAUUCUCAAUAAAAACAAAAUCAGAUGAUAAAUCCUUUUUAUUGUGAAGGAAAUGUGCCGACUGAGAAAGUACAAAAUCAGAUAACAAAACAUCUAACUUCUCCUGGGGAGUGUGUAUUCGUCAGCUUUGUGAAUGUAACUCAAAUUGAUAAACUCUGAAAUUGAAAA
Molecule: messenger RNA, 5304 nt
Organism: Pleuronectes platessa (European plaice)
Lineage: Eukaryota; Metazoa; Chordata; Actinopteri; Pleuronectiformes; Pleuronectidae
Product: zinc finger protein 850
Exons: 11
Coding region: 108-4049 (1313 amino acids)
Biological process (GO): regulation of transcription by RNA polymerase II
Molecular function (GO): DNA-binding transcription factor activity; RNA polymerase II cis-regulatory region sequence-specific DNA binding
Source: RefSeq, a predicted model, not a curated record